Molecule: messenger RNA, 311 nt
Organism: Lingula anatina
Lineage: Eukaryota; Metazoa; Brachiopoda; Lingulata; Lingulida; Lingulidae
Product: histone H3
Cellular component (GO): nucleosome
Molecular function (GO): structural constituent of chromatin; DNA binding; protein heterodimerization activity
Source: RefSeq, a predicted model, not a curated record
AUGGCUUACCAGAAGAGCACAGAGCUUCUGAUCCGCAAGCUCCCCUUCCAGCGUCUGGUCCGUGAAAUCGCCCAGGACUUCAAAACUGACCUGAGAUUCCAGAGCUCUGCGGUUAUGGCCCUGCAGGAAGCUAGCGAGGCUUACUUGGUUGGUCUUUUCGAGGACACCAACCUGUGCGCCAUCCACGCCAAGCGUGUGACCAUCAUGCCCAAGGAUAUCCAGCUGGCUCGCCGUAUCCGCGGAGAGCGUGCUUAACUUCAACGUUAACUCUCAACAAAACGGUCCUUUUCAGGACCACUACAAAUCAGAAA